Molecule: messenger RNA, 689 nt
Organism: Ipomoea triloba (trilobed morning glory)
Lineage: Eukaryota; Viridiplantae; Streptophyta; Magnoliopsida; Solanales; Convolvulaceae
Exons: 4
Coding region: 46-591 (181 amino acids)
Molecular function (GO): calcium ion binding
Source: RefSeq, a predicted model, not a curated record
GAACAAGAAGACAAACUACUCCUGCUUUAACUUGUAAAACCCAAAAUGGGUCUGGUUCUAGCGAAAUAUGCAGGUUACAAGAAAUGGAGAGCAAGACAAGUUCAAAAAAUAUCAGACAAGGUUUUUGAUGGUUUCAAAAAUGAAGCAGGGAGGCUCAAUCUAACCUUUGAAGAUCUUUACAUUGCCGUGCUGCUAAUCUACAAUCGGAUUAACAAAACCUUGCCUGCACCACAUUUUGAUCCUCCUUCAAAACAAGAAGUCAAGACAUUGAUUAAAAAAUUUGAUCUGAACCUUGACGGAGAACUGAGCCGCGACGAAUUUGUGGGUUUCAUUGGGAAAUUAACAAAAGAAACGGUGUUCACUGUGAGUCAAGGGCUGAUCAUUUAUUUUGCUGUGGCGCCAAGAGUAGCACGGCUGACAAGGAAGAAAACAGAGGGUGUACCUUAUAUUGGUAAAGUGGCAGAGAAGUUGCCUGAUCCAGCUUACGCAGCUCUUUUGACUGUCGCACUUGUGUUGGCCCAGAAACUGGUCAAUUCAAAUCGAAUAAAAGCUUUGUUUUUCCUCAUUUUUGGAUAUCUCAAGAUUGUAUGAGCAACCCUCGGCCUGGCCUGCUGAGAAACACAUGUCCAACUCAUGAAAUUGAAUGACUAGCAAUAAACGCCAUGUGCGAAGAACAAACAUAUAUGGAA